AUGCUCUGUACUGCUACACCUAAUAACACUCCACAAUAUUACUCUCCACCCGCGUCGCCUACCCUUCCACAACGACUCCCCCAGGGUUUAACUGACUUUUUUGCUCAAAUAAUAUGUGAUAUUCUGCCAACGCCGUCCUCGCUACAAUCUAAAUCUUCUAUCGUCUCAUUACCCGAAUUGCUCUUCUUUAUCGAAAAAGUAACUCACCGUGCUGGUGUGUCGUGCAAAGUCAUCGUCUACGCCAUGAUCUAUCUUGAGAGAGCAAAAGAAGCUCUCCCUAAAGGCGCUGUCGGCAACUAUGGCACCACGCAUCGUUUAUUCCUUGCUUCCUUGUUACUGGCCUCUAAAUUCCUUGAGGCGGAUGCCGAUGAUAACAUGUUCACUCAACUGCCUCGCCUCAAUGGCAAGCGUUUAACGGACCUCUGUGGUGGCAUUUAUACCCUGCGGGACAUCAAUACCUUUGAGUCCUCGUUUCUUAAGCUUAUCAAGUAUCGUUGCUGGGUCGACGAACAUGACGUUGAAAAUUUCCUGCGAAAAAACAGCGUUCAACUUCAUUUUUAUUGA
This is a messenger RNA of Umbelopsis ramanniana AG, 564 nucleotides long. RefSeq lists its product as uncharacterized. The record is from RefSeq and is a predicted model, not a curated record. NCBI's taxonomy places the organism in Eukaryota, Fungi, Mucoromycota, Umbelopsidomycetes, Umbelopsidales, Umbelopsidaceae. The coding region runs from base 1 to 564 and encodes 187 amino acids. Gene Ontology annotation, cellular component: cyclin-dependent protein kinase holoenzyme complex; nucleus. Gene Ontology annotation, biological process: regulation of cyclin-dependent protein serine/threonine kinase activity. The transcript has 2 exons. Gene Ontology annotation, molecular function: cyclin-dependent protein serine/threonine kinase regulator activity; protein kinase binding.